Megachile rotundata (alfalfa leafcutting bee) is the source of this 1466-nucleotide messenger RNA. RefSeq names its product ribosome biogenesis protein BRX1 homolog. Gene Ontology annotation, biological process: rRNA processing; ribosomal large subunit assembly. Gene Ontology annotation, cellular component: nucleolus. The record is from RefSeq and is a predicted model, not a curated record. Gene Ontology annotation, molecular function: rRNA binding. Lineage: Eukaryota; Metazoa; Arthropoda; Insecta; Hymenoptera; Megachilidae.
UGCUAAUUUCAGUAAGCUCGCUUGCACUUAAAGUUCUGUCACUGUCAUCACAGUAUAUAUGCUGUCAUCCGCUUUUGAAUCCGUUAGUCAUAUCCAUGGUGGAAAAAAAUGUGUGAAUAAGAAAAGGAAUUAAUGAUAUAGGAAGUAUACAAAAUAAAAAAUCACUGGGUAGAGACAACAUGCGCAGAACAAACGCAAACUGAGCGACAUGUUCUCUCGUUGAAUGAGUUAUAGUCCCCGCUUUUUAUUGGAAUGCGACAUUCUAUAGUGUGCAACACGUGGUUCAAUUUUCGUGCGCUUAAUGUGAAUUAACUUUAUUUUGAAAAAGUGAUAUCUGUUUACAUAUUUUCACCGGCAUAAUUAUGACGACUAAAACAGGAUUAAAACGUAAAAAAGUAGAAAAUGCAAAUGAAAACAAUGUACCAGAAGCAGAAGUUCUACCUGCUAAAAGAAUGUCAAAUGAACCACCACCAAAGAAGACAUCGUCAUCUUAUGGAUAAUUUAAAAACACUUAUGCCUCAUCAUCGAACUGAAUCUAAAAUGGAACAUACAAAAAAUUUACAAGUAGUAAAUGAAAUGUGUGAAAUGAAAAAUUGUAAUAAAACAAUAUUAUUUGAGGGUAGAAGAAAAAGAGAUUUAUAUUUAUGGUUUUCGAAUGUUCCUGUAGGACCUUGUGCAAAAUUUCUUGUUGAAAAUAUCUACACAAUGGAAGAAUUAAAGAUGAGUGGAAACUGUUUAAAAGGAUCUCGUCCUUUAUUAUCAUUUGACGAAAACUUUAAUACAAAACCACACUAUAGUCUUUUAAAAGAAUUGUUUGUUCAGAUAUUUGGUGUACCUAAUCAACAUCCUAAAAGUCAACCAUUUUUUGAUCAUGUAUAUACAUUCAGUAUAUUGGAUAAUAGAAUAUGGUUUAGAAAUUUUCAAAUUUUGACUGAAGAUGGUGGUUUAGCUGAGAUAGGUCCAAGAUUUGUAUUGAAUCCGAUAAAAAUAUUCGCUGAUAGUUUUGGUGGAGAAGUACUUUGGGAUAAUCCAACUUAUAUUUCUCCUGCUAAGUUUCGGCAAGUUUUAAAAAAGAAAGAUUCAAGUAAAUAUGUAAACAAGCUAGAACAAAAAACAGCAAAAGAAGUUAAUAAACCAAAUGAAUCUUAUUCGUUAAAUCCUAUGGAUGAGAUAUUUAAAGAUGACCCGCUAGAAAAAGCAUUGGAACUACAAGAAAAAGAAACAGAAGUAUCAAAGAGUACUAGUGAAAUGAAGAGAGUAAAGAAAGUGAAGAAACAUUCUAAAAAGUAUUCAGGAAUUAAAAGUAAAAUAACUAAUUCCAGAAAGAGAAUCAAAAAACAAAAAAUUUAAUAUUAUGUUUAAAAUUUUCCAACUUUUUGUGAACAGUAAAUGUUUAUUUAAACAGUAAAUGUCAUUACAAUACAUGUAAUAUUACAAAUAAAACAAUACUCGUGAAGUUAAUAGUU